Pyricularia oryzae 70-15 is the source of this 2926-nucleotide messenger RNA. RefSeq names its product endo-1,3(4)-beta-glucanase 1. NCBI's taxonomy places the organism in Eukaryota, Fungi, Ascomycota, Sordariomycetes, Magnaporthales, Pyriculariaceae. Gene Ontology annotation, molecular function: glucan endo-1,3-beta-D-glucosidase activity; endo-1,3(4)-beta-glucanase activity. The transcript has 6 exons. Gene Ontology annotation, cellular component: cell surface. The coding region runs from base 260 to 2926 and encodes 888 amino acids. The record is from RefSeq and is a predicted model, not a curated record.
CAGACCUCAUGCCAGCUAGUCCGUUGUUUCACUUCCCUCCGCUCCCUCUCUGGCCUCAACUACUUGACUGCACAUAUACCCCCAGAAAAACGAAAAUGCAGUCAACUUGGGAACCUUUAUGGCUCAGGAGUCUCGUUUCCUUCGAGACUUUGGCCGUUGAAAGUGGUGAAGUUUCUUUUCGCCCGGUAGCAAUAGCCCUUCAUAUUUGCCCUCACACAGGCCAAAACUCGGUUCUGGAAACCGAGGACUUGCCAUCAAUAUGCGUUUCAACAUUAUACUGACGAUGUUGGUCGGCGUAGCCAGUUGCUCAUCCGACGGCAGUGAAAAUCGACACCAACAUCGGCAUCCUCACGCAGCACCAGCGGCUCACCCUGCCAAAAGACAAGUCGCAGACAGUGCCCCAGGGGCUAGGAGUACGACACCACCACAAAGUGUAGUAGCCUCGCCCACCGGCAGCUCUCCAGUGACCCGGCCAGCCAACGAGAAGCCCAAGGCAACUAGCGUGGGCGUAUUGAUCACCGAGCUCGAGGGAGGUGUUGCACAGAUCAUCACGGCCCGCCCUGGCCCGCCCCCUGAUACCAAGGGUACCGUUAUCACCAAGCUGAAUACCACCGGCCACGCCACAAUAGCACCUCUGCUCACCAGGCCCAUUCCUCCGGUAAAGGAGAGAUUCGAGGUCGAUCUUCAAGCUCGAUCUGCAGCAGCAAUCGCAACCAGAAACCCGUCGCCGUCCAGACCGGCUGUCGCCAGGAUGGCUGCUCCAAACAUAUUCGCAGAGCCCAUCUCAACCAACCCGCCACAUGCAAAGUUUCUACGCCGCGAUGAUCAUCCAGUCGGACGGAGCAGCAUCACGUCGUUGGCGCCGUAUCCCACCAACAAGUUCUUUAGCAACAUGUAUCUGGGAGGCAUGAGGAGCCCGGCAUUUCUUCACCCUUACUCGAUCCAAUGGGCCAAGGGGGAGGGUGUCACGGGCAGCUGGGGGUUCGCCAUCUCCCACACAGAACCCAACCAAAGAGUUUUUGGGCCACCUGAUCCGAAGACCAAAGCUUCCAAGUACUUCAUCAAUCCGAUUGGAAUUCACUCUAUCGUUCUUUCUGCCCAGGAGCUGGGGCCUCAGACUCAGCUGGCAAUGACUGAACUUUGUGCCUUCAGCGCCAUGGCCGAGUUGCGAGCCACUCCCGGGAGCCAGCCCACCCUGAAGAUGCCUUUUGUCCAGGGCUCGGGGUUCAUUACGGGCAUCUAUAACGGCGCAAGUCCCAUUGUCAGCUCCGGUGUUUACUUCAGGCAGGUCUUGCGUGCCAAUCAGAACCCUCAGCCGGGCGUUGUCAAAUACAAGAUGUUCCUGGAGGACGGCAAGUCGUGGCUUCUGUACGCACGCCACACUUCAGGCAACCCCCUCAUUCUCGAUGUUGUCGACAGCAAGAACUUUAAGGCGAGAGAGCCGUUCUGGGGUACGAUUCAAAUCGCCAAAGAGCCAGGCAACGGCGAGGCCAUAUACGACCAGGCCUGCGGUGCGUAUGCCACUUCGAUGGAGCUCUCGGGGACGACCAGCGGCACCUCUGGGUCGUACACGUUCACUUUCAAGCGGGCGGGUCUUGCGAGCUCGAAGCUCCUCAUGUUUGCGCUGCCGCACCACGCCGAUGGCUUCUCGGAAGCAUCGCGCCAGGCGGUCACUGGCCUCCAGUUGCAGACGACGACCAAGGGCCUCGCGAGCGGAAUCUUGGCGGAUUCGUGGACGAUACGGGAGACUCUGACCCCGGGCGUCGGGUUCCUGCCCUGGGACCGUAGGAGGGGCGAGAUCUCCAAGCUCGGCAACUCUGCUAGGAUCGCAGUGCUCAGGAUCGCGCAGCAGGAGCUCGCGCAGAACAUGAUUGACCAGGCGAACUUGGAUUCGAUGUACUUCAGUGGCAAGGCUCUAGCCAAGUUCGCAUCGAUCAUCAUCGUCGCCAACGAUCUGCUUAAGAAUCCCGAGGUCGCUCAGACGGGGCUUAACCAGCUCAAGAGAGCAUUCGCCAUCUUUGCUGAGAACCGACAAAAGUUUCCGCUCGUCUACGACACUCGAUGGGGUGGUAUAGUGUCUAGCGCUUCUUCAUCUUCGCUGACCAUAACCCAUCCAGGCAACACAUACUACAAUGACCACCACUUCCAUUAUGGCUAUUUCGUCUACACGGCAGCUGUGAUUGCCCACAUUGACAAGGCCUGGGGUAAUGCCAACAAGGAAUUUGUCAACACGCUGGUCAGAGACUUUGCGAACCCUAGCGCCAAGGAUGGCUUCUUCACCAUGUAUCGCAACUUUGACUGGUACCACGGGCACAGUUGGGCUCACGGACUGUACGAUACUCUGGACGGGAAUAUGUGGGGACGCGCCAUCGGCGACGCAAACAUGGAGGCGCGGGGAGAGCUGCAGCUGGCGGCGCAGGCGCGGGCGUUCAAGUACUACUACCUAUACACGUCAGACAACAAGGUACAGCCGGCCGAGUUUGUGGGCAACAAGGUGGCGGGCAUCUUAUUCGAGAACAAGAUCGACCACACGACCUUCUUUGGCGCCAACAUCGAGUUUAUCCAGGGCAUCCACAUGAUACCCCUGAUGCCCUUCUCACCGCUUACGCGCAGCGACCAGUUUGUCCGUGAGGAGUGGGCUACCUACUUCGACAAUGGCCGCAUCAACGAGGUGCAAGGGGGCUGGAGGGGAAUACUGAUGGGCAACUAUGCACAGAUCAACCCGGCUAUGGCAUACAGCUUCUUUGGGUCGUCUAAGUUCGACCCAGGCUUCCUGGACGGCGGUGCUUCCAGGACCUGGUACAUGGCUUACUCUGCCGCAUUGCAUCCGGAGUAUCCCAGGAGUCCACUGGUUUAUCAUGAGUGGAGGUUGUCAUUUUCGGCGUUGUUGUUGGGCCGACCUGGUGAGGCCGGGUUUCGGAAUUAG